AUGGGUAUUAACCUCCUCCGCUCUGACCUCGAUGACUUGGGGGACCAGCCCUGCGACACCUUUGAGAUACCAGGCAGGCUGGAAUGGGUGGAAAUCAUCGAGCCUCGAACGCGGGAGCGCAUGUACGCCAACCUCAUCACGGGGGAGUGCGUGUGGGACCCUCCCGCCGGGGUGCGGAUCAAGCGCACCAAUGAGAACCAGUGGUGGGAGCUCUUCGACCCCAACACCUCCCGCUUCUACUACUACAAUGCCACCACCCAGAGGACGGUGUGGCACCGGCCCCAGAACUGCGACAUCAUCCCCUUGGCCAAGCUGCAGACCCUGAAGCAGAACACGGAGUCGCCGAGGGCUUCCACCGAAAACAGCCCCGGGAGGAGCAGCAAUGUCAGCAGAGAGGGCAGCACCAGUUCCUCCCUGGAGCAGGAGCUGGAAGGCAACGAGAAGGUGCAGGAGCAGAGGUCCAGCCGCCAGUCCACCCAGUACGCCGUCGUGAAAGAGGAAACGGAAAGGACGUCGUCCCUGCGAUGGAACGCCGGCACCAAGGAACGGAUGCUCAUCAAGGUGACGGACCGCGAGCCCAGCUUCCUCAUGCACCAAGGCAACGGCUACGCCCCCGAAAACCAACCGGGCACCCGUUCCCGGCGACCCUCGGGGGGCCAACAGUCGCCCAACCUCCAAACCUUCGCCCCCGACGCCGACAACUCGGUUUUCUUCCCCGAGAGGAAGCAGUCGCCCUUCUUGAAGAGGGCCGAGCACGUGGGCAGCUGCUCGCCCCUCCUGGGCCGGGGGGACUCCUUCUGCUCCCCUCUCCAAGCCCAACACCGCAAGCACUCCAGCGAGUCCCAACCUUCUUCCCCUCGCUACGCCUACGAGCCCCCCCUCUACGAGGAACCCCCCAUGGAGUACCAGGCUCCCAUCUACGACGAACCCCCCGUGGACAUGCAGUACGAAGCCAGCGGGAGCUACAAAGCCGGGUCUCCCCAGAAAUCGCCCAUCCGAAAACCUCACCCCUUCCUCCAGUCGCCCAAGCAAGGCUCCAACUCGCCCUACCAACAGUUGGUCCUCACCAAGCAGAAGUGUCCCGACCGGUUCAUGAGCCUGGAGUACAGCCCCGCUGGCAAGGAGUACGUCAGGCAACUGGUCUACGUCGAGCAGUCGGGCUCCAGCCCCAAGAUGAAGACGGGGUUGAGGCACAAAUAUUCCCCCAACCCCAUUGGUGGCUCCUACUCGCUCCAGCACAGCCCUUGCCUGGUCCGUGACCAACGCCUGGAGAUCAAAUCGGGUGACUACAGCAGCAUGGAAGGACCUGACUUCUGCCCUGGCCCCACGGGUGGCCAGGUGGCCCAGGGUGAGGACUCCAUGUCAUGGUCCAGCCAACAGGACACCUUGUCCUCCACCGGCUACUCGCCCUCCACCAGGAAGAGGAAAAGCCGAAAGCCUUCCCUGUCCCACGACCCCAACGCUUCCUCCACCGACGGCUCAGGGGACCGGGAGGUGUUGGGUGAGCAGAUGUUGGGGGAGGAACGAGCCACCCCGGCACCCAACAGGUCACCGAUGAACCGUACGGAGAGCAAGGCAGCAGAGGCCGAGGCGGGCCGGGGCUUCCCCGAACCCUUCUUGGCCCAGGCCCGCCUGGCUUGGGAAGCCCAGCAAGCCCACUACCACAUGAAGCAACGGAGCAGCUGGGAUUCCCAAAAGGACGGUUCGGGCUACGAGAGCGAUGGUGCCCUCCCGUUGCCCAUGCCGGGGCCGGUGGUGCGAGCCUUCAGCGAGGACGAGGCCUUGGCACAGCAGGAGAACAAGCACUGGAAGAGGAACACCUUCGAGAAGCUGGGCUUCCCUCAAAUCCUGCUGGAGAAGAGCGUCUCCGUGCAGACCAACCUGGCCUCUCCCGAGCCCUACCUGCAUCCAUCUCAGUCGGAGGAUCUCGGUGCCUGCGCCCAGUUUGAGAACAGCAGACAGACCAGGAACAUGAUGCCUAGCGCCAGCUGUGUCUUCCCCACCUUCAACCUGCGGAAGCCCUCCUCGGAGACGGACAUUGAGAACUGGGCCUCCAAGCACUUCAACAAGCACACCCAAGGGCUCUUCCGCAGGAAGGUGUCCAUCGCCAACAUGCUGGCCUGGAGCAGCGAGUCCAUCAAGAAACCCAUGAUCAUGACCAACGACCGCAACGUCAAGAAAGAGGCCUGCGAGAUAUUUAAACUCAUUCAGAUGUACAUGGGGGACCGGCGGGCCAAGACGGACCAGCUCAACGUGGCCUUGGAGAUCGCCACCAAAGGCUGGAGCAUGCAGGGUCUGAGAGACGAGCUCUACAUCCAGCUGUGCCGACAGACCACCGAGAACUUCCGUUACGAGAGCCUGGCCCGGGGCUGGGAGCUCAUGGCCAUUUGUUUGGCCUUUUUCCCACCCACUCCCAAAUUUCAUUCCUACCUAGAAGGAUACAUUUACAGGCACAUGGAUCCAGUGAAUGACACUAAAGUGACCCAGCACAUUAAAGCCAUCCUGGACAGGAGCAAUAAGAAGAAACCCAAAUUGAGAAAGAAACCCAAGCCCUAUAUCGAGGAGCACGAUGGGGUGGCAAUUAGCACUUACGCCAAGUACUGCUACAACAAGCUGCAGAAGGCAGCUCUGACGGGAGCCAAGAAGGGCUUGAAGAAGCCAAACAUCGAGGAGAUCCGCCACGCCAAGAACGCCGUCUUCAACCCUUCCAUGUUCGGCAGCUCCUUGCAGGACAUCAUCAACAUGCAGAAGGAGCGAUACCCCGACCGGCAGCUGCCCUGGGUGCAGACCCGCCUCUCCGAGGAGGUCCUGGCCCUCAAUGGGGACCAAACCGAGGGCAUCUUCAGAGUCCCCGGUGACAUCGACGAGGUCAACGCUCUCAAGCUUCAGGUGGACCAGUGGAAGAUCCCCACCGGCUUGGAGGACCCCCACGUUCCCGCCUCCUUGCUGAAGCUCUGGUACCGGGAGCUGGAGGAACCACUGAUCCCUCACGAGUUCUACGAGCAGUGCAUCACCCACUACGAGAACCCCGAGGCGGCCAUCGCUGUGGUCCACUCUUUGCCCAGGAUCAACAAAAUGGUGCUGUGCUACCUCAUCCGCUUCCUCCAGGUCUUCGUGCAGCCGGCCAACGUGGCCGUCACCAAGAUGGACGUCAAUAACCUGGCCAUGGUGAUGGCCCCCAACUGCCUGCGCUGCCAGUCGGACGACCCGCGGAUCAUCUUCGAGAACACCCGCAAGGAGAUGUCCUUCAUCCGGGUGCUCAUCCAGCACCUCGACACCAGCUUCAUGGAGGGCGUCCUAUAGCAGCCGCCAACGAGUGUCCCCCUCCCCAACA
Messenger RNA from Calidris pugnax (ruff), 3334 nucleotides. It is a transcript of the gene ARHGAP39, whose product is annotated as Rho GTPase activating protein 39. Bases 1 to 3303 code for a protein of 1100 amino acids. Gene Ontology annotation, biological process: signal transduction. The record is from RefSeq and is a predicted model, not a curated record. Gene Ontology annotation, molecular function: GTPase activator activity; protein binding. Gene Ontology annotation, cellular component: cytoplasm; cytoskeleton. Lineage: Eukaryota; Metazoa; Chordata; Aves; Charadriiformes; Scolopacidae. The transcript has 11 exons.